Molecule: messenger RNA, 3498 nt
Organism: Frankliniella occidentalis (western flower thrips)
Lineage: Eukaryota; Metazoa; Arthropoda; Insecta; Thysanoptera; Thripidae
Gene: Socs36E
Exons: 2
Coding region: 365-1990 (541 amino acids)
Biological process (GO): phosphatidylinositol phosphate biosynthetic process; intracellular signal transduction
Cellular component (GO): phosphatidylinositol 3-kinase complex
Molecular function (GO): 1-phosphatidylinositol-3-kinase regulator activity
Source: RefSeq, a predicted model, not a curated record
AAUCUGGCAACACUGUAAGGACACUCACACGACAUACGGCCAGACAUAACAAACGUCGCAGUGGCUUUGUUAUUGUAUUUAUUUUGGUCCUAAUUACUUUGAUCGGGGUUCCGAACUUUGUUUUUCAGUGUGAGACACCCGAGACCAGUUUCAGACUGCUUCUCCGUCUGCACUUAACUUCUUCCCUUCACUCUGGUGUUUGGAAAUUGUUUGUUCCUCGAAGGUCUUUCCAGAGAUAACUACCCACGGUGUCUUCAAGGUCUGGUUUCUGAACUUUAUCGGCUACAGUAGUCAAAAUGUGGUCUGUGCCUGGAAAGAAAUCUCCUGUUGGUCGUUGCACCCUGAUUCUCCCAGUGGUGGGAUAAUGGGUCAGAAGCUCAGCAACUUCAAGGCAGUAUUUUCUACUUUGGCACAUCAAGAAAGGAGUUAUAAGAUGAAUGGCGAGGCAGAAGAGAAUAGUAACUUUCUACCUGCCAGUAAUAAUAUAAAUUGUGAAGAAGUGAGAAGUGCAGUCCAGAACAACAAUUCAGUUAACAAUCAUUUUGAAUCUAUUUAUGGAACUGCUGCAAGCUUAUUGUCAACGAGCUCUAACAGUUCCUCUCAAGAUGAAGAGAACGGAAAUGUACCUGAGCAUGAGACACAGUCUGCUCCUGGAACACCAAUAGCUGAUAAUGGACAACAUCGUAGAACAUCAAAAUCAUUAUCGUUUGUGAAUAGCAAGAGGUCUCGUUCCAAAUCUUUGCAAACUUGUAAAGAAUUAAGUGAUGGUAGAUCGAAGAAAAAACGUAAUCACUGGGUUUUGAAGUUUAAUUGUUCACGCUUGCGGACUGGAUGUAGUAGUGUUAGUUCAUCAUCAGAAACAUACCUUCCUGAACCACAUACAAGCUGUGAUGCUUGUGUAUGCACAGGUUACAGACGUACUGAAGAGCAUCAUUUAGGAGCAGGUGUGGUGUUUGAAGCUAAUUCAAUGGAUAAUCAGCCACCAGCCCUGGUGCCAACAAUCAUGCAAGCCAAUAGCCAAUCCUCACUGCAAUCUGUAGCGCAAGCUAUACCUCAAACAUCUGCAGAAAACUCCUCAGAAGAUGCUGCUUCCUCUCAAGAACCACCAGUUCCUGUGGCAAAACAUAAAAUCUGUUGUGGGCGUGAUGUUAUUACUGCCCAUGAGGAGGGUUUCCCUGUAGCAAACAGUGUAAUAGAUUUAUCAAAAUUUAAUCCAGAUGAUUACCCAAUUGAAGACUGUGAUGAAAGAGCUAGAAUCGAGAGAGCAAGAGAAAUAGCAGAGGGAGUAGAACCCCCUCCAGGAUUCCAACCUGGACGACAGAUUCAACUUUUGUGCCCCCCAGACUUGAUUGAUAAUAUCACUGCCUUAUUUCAAACUCACUUAGGAUUAUCUGCUUCUGCUUUGACUCCUGCACUAGCACAUUUGGAGCCUGCUGUGAACAAUAAUCCUCCACCUUCAAGAGGUGUUCACACACAAGUGGACUAUAUACACUGCUUGGUUCCAGAUCUACUUCAGAUCACAUCUUGCUCUUUCUACUGGGGUAAAAUGGACCGUUAUGAAGCAGAACGUCUUCUUGAUGGUAGAGCUGAAGGCACAUUUCUAUUAAGGGACUCAGCUCAGGAAGAGUACCUGUUUUCAGUGAGUUUUCGGAAGUAUGGACGCUCCCUUCAUGCCAGAAUUGAACAGUGGAAUCAUAGAUUUAGCUUUGAUUCUCAUGAUCCAGGUGUUUUUGCCUCCAGUACUGUGUGUGGGUUAAUUGAACAUUACAAAGAUCCGACAUGCUGUAUGUUUUUUGAACCUAUGUUAACUAUUCCUCUUCACCGUAAUUUUCCAUUCUCUCUUCAGCAUUUAAGCAGAGCUGUGGUCAGUAGCCAUUCAACAUAUGAUGGGAUAAAUCAUUUGGCACUACCAAAAGCUUUAAAAAGCUACUUAAAAGAAUAUCAUUACAAGCAACGAGUUCGAGUACGCAGAUUUGACAAUGAUCAUUGAUUGUUAGAACCUAUUUAAUUAUUGAGUUGCUCAUUAUGUUGAGUGUCAGAUAAAAGAAGUAGACGUGUUGAAUUUUUCAUUCAAAUAUUGUGUUUUGAAGAUAUAUUUUGUUAAUGUUUACUCUAUUUCAGUUUGUCUUCAUGAAGAUGACUGUCAAUACUGUUAUGUUAGCAUAACUGUGACUCUAAAAAUGAAUUAUUCGCCAUCUCUUAUGAAUUUAGAUAUUUUUAACGAAUAGUUUAUACUUACCUUUGUGAGAACAUAGAUUGGUCCCAACUGUUUUUUGUGCAACCUGUACAGUGUUUUUCCUUUUGAACUAACUAUUGAUUCUUAUUUUCUCCUUAAACUCUAUUUUAAGGGUGUUAUUGAAUGUAGUGUAACUUUAUUUUCGUAAGUUUAAGAUGCAUUUAUCUGAAAGAAGUUUUCUUCUAUACUAGUCUUGUUGAAUCUUUUGUCAACUGCGUUUUCCCUUCCACAUAUGAUGAUAGCUAAAGUUAUUUGUUAUUUGCCUUUGCAUGUGUGCAUGGAUGCUGAAUCCAUUGCAUGUGAUACUUAAUAUUGUUUAAAUAAAUUAAUGUGUGGGUUUUCCAUAUUAGCUGUUUAUCCACUCCUUCAUUCUUGUCUUUUUUGAGGUAAAAAGAUUAUAAUGCAUACUAGUUGUUAUCUCUUUCUUGAUAUUCUGAAAAUGUGAACAAAUUUACUCCUUUAAACCCAGUUUGAUAUUAUUUCAAUGUUGCUACCUAUAUUGAAGGUCUUUUGGCUAUCUUUGAUGAGUGACUGUCAUUUUAGUAUCUUACUCGUUUUAUGUCUACAGGACUGUUACUUUACCACCAACAACUUUUGUAAUGUUAAUUAAUAAGACUGUUUUAAAAGCCUCAAUAUGUAAUGGGACAUAACAAUACUUCCAGUUUUUAUUACAUAUGUCAACAAGUGCUAAAAUAUUUACAUCAAGCUGUCGUCAUACUGAUUGUAUUGUAUUUUGGUGGAUAAAGGAGAUAAAUGUAGCUCUACUCCAACUAAGUAUGUAUUGUUUGUUGGUGGAUAAAGAAGGUAAAUGUAGCUCUUCUCCAACUAAGUAUGCCAGCCCGUAAAAUUUGAUAACAGUGUUCAUUCAAUACUCCUAAUCGGAAUAUCACUGCCAUUAUAUUUUUGUUCUCUUCACUUUGAGUGAGUUUUCAGCGAUUAAGUUAAUGGAAUGGGAAAAUACUGAUGUAGACAUGUGAGGCAUUGUUAUUUUAUAAUUUCUAUAAUUUUUUAGUUGAGCCAUCCUGAGCAAUGGCAGAGGAAACUGGUGACAGUUCUUUCUUUGUUUUGGUUUCUUGUGUUUGUCAAGGAGAGAAGAUAGCAUUAUGCAACUUUCUCUAGUAACAUUUUGUUUUGUAACUGUACAUAGUCUGUGAUUUUACUUUGUGUAAAUUUUAUUUAACUCAGUAUGUGGGUGCAGUUAUUUAAUACUUAUUUCAUUUGGGCCAAACAUGUCUAUUCAAUAAACGUGACUCAAAGUGAAA